AAGAUCAAGGCCGUAAUUGACCAACCAACCAAAAGGAGUGCCCCAGCAUCUCUUUCCUCGGAUCUCCGGCAGUUCAAGCUCAAGGAUAGUUUCUGUUGCACCAAUAUUAAAACAACGUCUAUCACUAUUCUUUUUCUCUGCAAGCAUAAAAAAUUAUAUGAAAAUUGAUUUUUUCAUUCUUCAGUGAAGCUUGCCAAGAUCGACAAACUGCGCCCAUCCGAACACGAUCUUGAAAAGAACAUGCGGAGGCUGCUCUGAAAGUAGGCAAGCCUAUCGCACAAGAAAGAGAGCAGUCGAGAAUGGAGAAGCUUAGAUGUUUGGUUCCAGAAAGCGUGAAGCGGAGGGUGGCAGAGAGCACUGCUGAUGAUCUUCCUUCAGUUUCAUCUUCCCUGGUUCACUUGUUUCUCAGUUUGCCGGAAUUCCAUCAGGUGAUCGGAGAUUUGGCAGACCCCGGCCCAAACCCAAAGAGAAAGGCCGGUCUUUGCUGCAAGAACAAGGAGGCUGCUUUGGACUUGAAACAAAAGGGCAAUCAAUGCUAUUCCACUGGAGAUUACUCCCAGGCUUUGCGUUGCUAUUCCCAGGCGCUUCGUGUUGCUCCCAUUGAUGCCGACGACACGGGCAAAAAUCUUGUUGCAACAUUGUAUUUAAAUCGAGCUUCCUUAUUUCACAAAAUGGACCUCCCAAUGGAGUCUCUCCGAGAUUGCAGCAGGGCUCUUCAAAUUUCUCCUUGCUAUCCAAAGUGACAAAUCUUUAUCACAGGCGUGGUAUAGGAGAGGCAAGGUAAAUGCUACUCUGGGGAAUUAAGAAGAUGCGGUCCAUGACUUAAUUGCUGCUAAGAACAUGGAGCCAUCACUAGGGGGAAAGCAACAGAUAGAAAGUGAACUGGAUAUACUUGGACAGCAUCAUGACAGGAAAAGUGCUAAAUCAGUUCACCCUAACCAGAUAAGUGUAGGAAUUCCAGGUUAGAUGGUAACCACUGAUCAGCAUCCAAAUAUCUCUGUUUUUGCGCUUGCAUUUUUCAUCAAUAACCAAUCCUUUUUUAAAUUUUUUUUCACAUUUUGCUUUCCUAUGACCAUUCUAUUAAAAGUCAUAGAGAAUUUUGAAAUUCUUAUACUUGUUCGUUACAAUUGUUUGUAAUCUCUCGCAGAGAAGAAUUAUAUUUGCUUAUAAAGUCCUUAUACAGGCUUUAUUGCUGCCUAAACACAUUGUCUUAGAGGUUUUGUAGAUUGAUUAGCUUUUAUGUCAGUAAGCAUCACAAUUGUGUGAUCUGCCUUGUAGUUACUUUGAGGAUUGGUGUUUAUUAUUUAUUCCAAUCUUGUAUUUUUUUGGUA
This is a messenger RNA of Theobroma cacao (cacao), 1331 nucleotides long. RefSeq lists its product as uncharacterized. The record is from RefSeq and is a predicted model, not a curated record. Lineage: Eukaryota; Viridiplantae; Streptophyta; Magnoliopsida; Malvales; Malvaceae. Gene Ontology annotation, molecular function: protein binding.